AUCAUUCAUGUGUAUCUGAAAGUCGUAAGAUCAUUUUAGAAUAGAGUUAAAUGGUCUGAUAUUGAGGACCAAACGAUUUAUAUUAUAGGAGCAAACAAUAUUAAAAGUAUGGGCGCUCAAGUUUCUCAAACGGACUAUGAAUGGGUGUAUACGGAAGAACCGCAUGCAACACGAAGAAAAGAAAUAUUGGCAAAAUAUCCAGAAGUAAAAAAGCUGAUGGGACAUGAACCUAGAACAAAAUACAUUGUAGCAGCUGUGGUGUUAUUCCAGAUUCUCAGUUUAUAUUUGAUAAAAGAUGCAUCGUGGGUAACAGUGGUCAUAUUAGCAUACUGUCUUGGUGGGACAAUAAAUCACUCAUUAACUCUUGCUAUUCAUGAAAUAUCACACAAUUUAGCAUUUGGUCAUAGCUAUCCUUUGGCCAACCGAAUUUUAGGAUAUAUUGCCAAUUUGCCACUAGGUGUGCCAAUGUCAGUUUCUUUCAAGAAAUAUCAUCUUGAGCAUCAUCGUUACCAAGGUGACGUGGAAAGAGAUGUAGAUAUUCCAACAGAAAUAGAAGGAAGAUUUUUCACUCGUACAUGGUCAAAAUUUGUAUAUUGUUUACUAAUGCCAUACUUCUACACUAUUCGACCACUGUUUGUACGACCAAAACCUCUCACAGGUUUAGAACUUAUAAACAUAGUUAUCCAAGUAGCUUUUGACAUUUGUAUUUAUAACUUUUGGGGUAUUAAACCAGUAUUUUACAUGAUAGCAGGAACUCUUAUGGGAACUGGAUUACACCCAUUGUCUGGACAUUUUAUAGCAGAGCACUACAUGUUUAUCAAAGGCUGUGAGACCUAUUCAUAUUAUGGACCAUUGAAUUACCUAACCUUCAAUGUAGGCUAUCACAACGAACACCAUGACUUCCCAUAUAUACCAGGAUCAAGACUUUAUAAGGUGAAAGAAAUUGCCCCAGAGUAUUAUGAUAAUUUACCCCAGCAUUCAUCCUGGUGUAAAGUGAUCUUUAACUUUAUAACUGAUCCAUCUAUAGGACCAUUCUCUCGAAUCCGUAGAAGAAUGAAAACUGACUAUGAGGAGAAACAUAUAAAAGAUGUCCAAACACCAAAUGGAAAGACACAUGCAGAUUAGACAUGUUAGAAGAAGUUUUAUUCAUCAUAUUGUAAUCACAAAUUCAUCAUUGCUUUUUGUCAUUAUUGUAUAUAAGGUAAUUGGAAGAAAUAUUUGAAUACAAUGUCAAUAACAAAUAAAAAGGCAGUACAUGUUUUUAAAGUCUUCAGGAACUUAUUAAACCUUUAAUAUUUAAUAUUUUAAGGACCUUUAUUUUUUACAAUGUUAUAUAAAUUCUAAUGUAAGAUUGUAUUAUCAAUUAGUGCAAAAGAAUCAUAUUAAGUUUUCAUUGAUUCACAAUAACAUGCCUUUAUAUAAUGUGAAUUUAUAUGCCAUGCAUAUGCCUGCAUUAGAAACUUGGUACUGUGGUUUCAUUAUUAUUCAUGGGAUAUCAAAUUUCAUGGAUUUUUUGGGGAAAGAUGAAGAAUUCUUUUAUUUCAGACAUUUUCUUUAUGGGUGUGUGAAGACUUUGGCAAACCAUGAAAUAAAAAAUUCACCGAAAUGCCAGUUUUUUGUAUCCAUGAAAAUUGGUACCCAUAAAAAAUAAACAAAUCCAUAGUAUUUCAAUAUGAAAUUAAACUUUCUUGAGCAAAUAUCUUAAAAAAUAUCUUGUAAAUCUAAAUAUAUGUAUUUAGAUUUUUCUGCAUUUCAUAGAUUUAAAAGUUCAUGUUGAAAUUUUGAUUAUUUAAGUUGUUAUCAUUGCUGUUACCAAAAGUCACAUCUCUUUUUUAAACACAUGUAUUAUAGAGAAAUUGUGUUCAGUGAACACAGAUACUUUUUGUUAUAUGUUGAAAGUAUUGUUUUGAAAACAAAAAGUUGUAUUAUUGCUUUAAGUUAAGUUUGAUUGUAAGUUGGUGCUAUAUACCACCAGUCAGUGCUAACAUGUUACAUCAAUUUUUCAGUAUUUUAAUUACUUUUACAAGGUUUUCAACAUUUUAAAAAUGUUGUAAAUUAUAUGGAAUAGUUUUACUGCUGACAUUUUUGUGAACUUGAAUCUUUGUCACUAUAGCAUUUGAUGUUGAUUUAGAUAGUUAUUUAGGUGCUUACUCUGUCAAUCAAAUUUUGCUAUGGCUUUAAAAAUCCAUUAGAAAAAUGUAUUUUUUUAAAAUGUUUUAAGGGGGAGAUAGUCAGGAAAAGAGAGAGGUAGCUUGAGUUAAAAAAAGGAUAACCUGAGUGGUAGGGAAGUUAAAGUAGAAGAGAUGGAAGUGGGAAUGACAAGUGUCCACCCCUUGUUUUAGUUAAAUUGGAUGGCUCUUCCCAGGUGAAAUGGUUCAAAAGUUGCAAACCAAUAAUUUUUUACAUUUGAUAGAUAUAAGUGUCUAUUUUUAUAGAGUUUAACCUGUGGACUUGUUGCUGCAAUACUAAAUGCUUUAAGACAAAAUUUGUUCAUGCAACAAAUUAAAGUUCAGCAUUAAUUUUACAAAAUGUUUUAAGAGAUUUGUAUUAAUACAAUGUGCUCUUAUUAUGAUUUUUUGUACUUGCACACCAGUUAAUAAUUAGUAUUUGCUUGUCAACAUAUAUGCUGCUUUGUGGUUUUAUAAUUUUAUAUUUGUAUUUAGCUAUCCUUAGGUAGAUGGGUUUUUUUUUCUGUAAAAGAGAAAUAUCUGUUAUUCUUCCUAAAUAUUGGAUUUCAAUGCUAGUCUGUGAUUUCACAGUAUUAAUCGUUCACUUGUCUCUGCGGCACAUACCCAUAACAUGAUUAUUCUCACAUAAACAAUUUUUAAACAUCUGAAUUGUUAAAAGGCACAACUGUGAUAUUCUAUCAAUCUUUAAGUGAGUGUGCUCUUUCAUGAAUAAAUGAGAUGCAAAUGAAAAAUAAAGGGGAGGGGAUAAUAUAUAUAUUUUUUUAAUAUGACCUUAUUCUUGUUAUUGAAUUAUUUGACUCAACUUCAGCUUUUAAAGUAGAUCUGAGAGCAUAAAUCCAUCUUUUUUCCUUUAUUAGAAAUAUCAAAAUUGAUCUCUUCAAAAUUUAAACCAUACAUCAUGUAUUUAAGUGCAUAAUGUUUUUUUAUGUUACAUAUUAUUCAUAUGAUAAUGAAAUUAUGAAUGUUAUUUUUCAUCUUUGAUUUUUUUUUACAUUUUUUACUUGGCAAGGAAAAUAUUUAUGUUGGUUUUUUGUUGUGCCAGUAAAAGCUCAUAACCAAUAUAUUCUGUCUGCAGUUUUUAUUAUUUUAGCUGCAAUUAGAAAACAUUAAUACCUGCAUAUUUUUUAGCUCACCUGGCCCGAAGGGCCAAGUGAGCUUUUCCCAUCACCUUGCGUCCGGCGUCCGUCGUCCGUCGUCCGUCGUCCGUCGUCGUUAACUUUUACAAAAAUCUUCUUCUCUGAAACUACUGGGCCAAAUUGAACCAAACUUGGCCACAAUCAUCAUUGGGGUAUCUAGUUUAAAAAAUGUGUGGCGUGACCCGGUCAACCAACCAAGAUGGCCGCCACGGCUAAAAAUAGAACAUAGGGGUAAAAUGCAGUUUUUGGCUUAUAACUCAAAAACCAAAGCAUUUAGAGGAAAUCUGACAUGGGCUAAAAAUGUUUAUCAGGUCAAGAUCUAUCUGCCCUGUAAUUUUCAGAUGAAUCGGUCAACACGUUGUUGGGUUGCUGCCCCUGAAUUGGUAAUUUUGUGGAAAUUUUGCAGUUUUUGGUUAUUAUCUUGAAUAUUAUUAUAGAUAGAGAUAAACUGCAAACAGCAAUAAUGUUUAGUAAAGUAGGAUUUACAAAUAAGUCAACAUGACCGAAAUGGUCAGUUGACCCGUUUAGGAGUUAUUGCCCUUUAUAGUCAAUUUUUAACCAUUUUUCGUAAAUCUUAGUUAUCUUUUACAAAAAUCUUCUCCUCUGAAACUACUGGGCAAACUUGGCCACAAUCAUCAUUGGGGUAUCUAGUUUAAAAAAUGUGUGGCGUGACCCGGUCAUCCAACCAAGAUGGCCGCCACGGCAAAAAAUAGAACAUAGGGGUAAAAUGCAGUUUUUGGCUUAUAACUCAAAAACCAAAGCAUUUAGAGGAAAUCUGACAUGGGGUAAAAAUGUUUAUCAGGUCAAGAUCUAUCUGCCCUGAAAUUUUCAGAUGAAUCGGACAACCCAUUGUUGGGUUUCUGCCCCUGAAUUGGUAAUUUUGUGGACAUUUUGCAGUUUUUGGUUAUUAUCUUGAAUAUUAUUAUAGAUAGAGAUAAACUGUAAACAGCAAUAAUGUUAAGUAAAGUAGGAUUUACAAAUAAGUCAACACGACCGAAAUGGUCAGUUGACCCGUUUAGGAGUUAUUGCCCUUUAUAGUCAAUUUUUAACCAUUUUUCGUAAAUCUUAGUUAUCUUUUACAAAAAUCUUCUCCUCUGAAACUACUGGGCCAAAUUAAUCCAGACUUGGCAAUCAUCAUCUUUGGGGUAUCUUGUUUUAAAAAUGUGUCCGGUGACCCGACUAUCAAAUCAAGAUGGCCGCCACAGCUAAAAAUAGAACAUAGGGGUAAAAUGCAGUUUUUGGCUUAUAACUCAAAAACCAAAGCAUUUAGAGCAAAUCCAACACGGGGUAAAAUUAUUAAUCAGAUCAAGAUCUAUCUGCCCUAUAAUUUUCAGAUGAAUCUGACAACCCAUUGUUGGGUUGCUGCCCCUGAAUCGGUAAUUUUAAGGAAAUUUUGCAGUUUUUGGUUAUUAUCUUGAAUAUUAUUAUAGAUAGAGAUAAUCUGUAAACAGCAAUUAUGUUCAGCAAAGUAAGAUUUACAAAUAAGUCAACAUGACCGAAAUUGUCAAUUGACCUCCUAAGGAGUUAUUGUCCUUUAUAGUCAAUUUUUAACAAUUUUCAUAAAAUUUGUAAAUUUUUAUUAACAUUUUCCACUGAAACUACUGGGCCAAGUUCAUUAUAGAUAGAGAUAAAUGUAAGCAGCAAGACUAGUAAAGUAAGAUUUACAAACACAUCACCAUCACCAAAACACAAUUUUGUCAUGAAUCCAUCUGCUUCCUUUGUUUAAUAUUCACAUAGACCAAGGUGAGCGACACAGGCUCUUUGGAGCCUCUAGUUUUUACUUAUUCUAAUGCAGACUGAAAUAUUGUAAUUACAAAUGAAGAUGGCUCAAUUCAAAUACACUUGGAUGCUAUAAUAUCUGCAUUGUUUCUUUUUGAUGAAAAUAUCUAAGAAACUUGAUUCUUUUUGUGUAAACAUUUGAUUGGGAAACAUCAUUAUUUUAUGAUACACAUACAUGUCAGAUCCAAGAAUCUAAGACGUUUGUAAUUACAUGUAAUUACAUGUAGCAGUAUAGAGUGCUUCCCCCUGUUUUAUCAUUGGCUUUCAAAGAUUGACAGUCGACUUAUAUUUGAUCAAAUUGAAUCAUUACCAUAACAUUUACUAUUUACAAAUAUUUUGAACUGCACUUUUAUGUAAUGUGUUUGUAUUUGUUGGGUAGGUUUAAUGAAUAACCUAAAAGUUGUGCCUCACCAGAGGUUGGUCAAUUUAUAAUGUCAAAUGUUUCAGUGCAGGAAGAAUGGCUAUACAUAUAAUGAAGGGUCAGAACAAAAAAAAACAAUUAUAAUGUGGGAACAUGAUAGAACAAGAAAUAAAUGAGGCAUGUAUUCAAUUAAAGUGAUGUGGAAAUAGCAUGCCCAUUUUUCCUAAACUUUCAGUAGGGACAAGUCAAAACUUUCAAGGCCAGUAGAUUAUUGUUUAAGGGCUACCUAGUAGUCCUUGCACAAGUAAGAAGUUUGAUUUUUCCACAUCAUUGAAUGAUUUAGUUAUCUUGCCAGGUCUGUGUCUGAAAAGUUUUACGUUAAUUUGUCAUUAUUGUUAGAUGUGAUUAUUUUAUUGUUUUAUAUAGGGUGUUUUUGACACUAUUUAUUGAUUAUUCUUGUACUCUAGCUCGGUAUCAUUCAGUCAAUUUACUGUUGAAAAAUCAAAUGUAUUCUUAUUUUUAUUUUUAGAAGCAUACACUUUAGAAAUCUUAUUUCCAGUGAAAAAAUGUAUUUUAAAAUGAACAGUAGACCAAUGAAGUUUACCAAGUUUUUAUUUAAGAUGCAACCAAUCAAAUCACUGUUAUUCCUUUUGAUUCUGAUAGGGCAAUCAAUAAAAGACAUUAAAAAAUUGCUCCUAUUGUAAAAACAUAUUAACAAAUGAUAUAAAAAUUAUAUAAAUAUUACAUGUUAAGUCAACAAAAGCAUUGAGUAAAAUUCGCUUGCAAUUGUGACAAUUAUUUCAUACUGGUAAGUUCAUUUACUUGAGUGAUGUAUUCCACUAGUUCUUGGGUAUAUUUUAUACAGACCAUGUACUUUUUUUUAUUUUACUUUUGCCAUACUGAAAUAAUGGUCAGAUCUUGUUUAAAUUAGUCAUUUUGAAAUUCAUAACUCAACUGAAUAUAUCCAUAAUAUUGUUAGUGUUUAAUUUGUUCCAUUUUUUGUCUACAUUUUAUUCUAAUCCAAGAGCAUAUUUUCUCAUUUAUUUUUAUACCUUCAUCAUUUCAUUGUUAGCACUAUUCAUGAGGAGAAGUUGAUUACUGUAAUUACACUUACUAUAAGAAGUGGAUGUGUGUUGGUUAUGCAUAAAAGUUGUUUUUGAAUUAUCAAUAAAGAUUUGCAUUCAA
This is a messenger RNA of Mytilus trossulus (common blue mussel), 6650 nucleotides long. RefSeq names its product sphingolipid delta(4)-desaturase DES1-like. NCBI's taxonomy places the organism in Eukaryota, Metazoa, Mollusca, Bivalvia, Mytilida, Mytilidae. The transcript is spliced from 3 exons. The record is from RefSeq and is a predicted model, not a curated record. Bases 109 to 1125 code for a protein of 338 amino acids. Gene Ontology annotation, molecular function: sphingolipid delta-4 desaturase activity. Gene Ontology annotation, biological process: ceramide biosynthetic process. Gene Ontology annotation, cellular component: membrane.